Molecule: messenger RNA, 1491 nt
Organism: Acanthocheilonema viteae
Lineage: Eukaryota; Metazoa; Nematoda; Chromadorea; Rhabditida; Onchocercidae
Source: the annotation of a GenBank genome assembly
AUGGCUCACAAUUUCGAAAGUGCUGCAAUUGACAUUGAAUUGCUGGAAAAAGAAAUCUCAGCGAAAGAACAGGAGAGACGCGACCAGCAAUAUAUUGAUUUGAGUGGGGAAAUUGCUGGAGCAACUUCAUCAAAGUCACGACAUUUCGCUGUUGAACCUGAUUUAAAUAGCAAUUUUGAUACAUUGGAUGAACCAAUUUGGAAUACUAUUAGACGGGAUUUGCAUACUGUUGGUGCAAAAUUUGGACAGGUUAUGGCGCCCAGAAGCAGUCAACAAUUACUGCGCGAUUGGGAUCUUUGGGGACCACUUUUUAUAUGUGUUUUUAUCUCACUAAUGUUACAAGGAGGCAAAAGUGGCAAAGGUCCUCAUUUCACAGAAGUUUUUAUAUUGACUUUCUUUGGCUCAUGCGUUGUCACUCUGAAUACAAAGCUGCUUGGUGGUAACAUAUCAUUUUUUCAAUCACUCUGUGUGCUUGGUUACUGUUUGUUGCCUCCUGGUUUAGCAGCUGUAGUAUGCAAAUUUAUUGAAAUAAACUCCAAGCAGACGCCAUUUCUCUUCGCUUUACGUCUUCUAGUCACCACGGCUGGCUUCAUCUGGGCAAUAUAUGAAGGCAAAAGUGACAUAUAUGUUCAAGGCGCACUGAUUCCUCCUCAAAUUCUCGCAGAGAUUUUAAUCAGAGUUAAUAAUCCUCGUGAUGUUGGUUACGUGUGCCCUCUGGUUUGUCAUCGAUGGUACGAUAUUUUAUCUGCUCCGGGUUUCUGGAUCAGUUACAUGAUAUACCGAUCAUUGGAUUUGCCUCCCAGUUUCUUACGAAAUGAACCUUCACUGAAUAUCAAGAAAGUUUCUCUAAAGCAGGCUUUUAGACGAAAUUUAAUCAGCAAUCCCAGUGGUGCUGAUGGAUCUAUGCGAGGCUGGGAGUUGGGUGAAGAUGGCGGUGAUGGAUUCAAAGUCGAGAGACCACCAUUAGGUUGUGUGAAUCCGGAAGAUAUAUCAGUUGCAUUUGCGACAAGUUUUGACUGGUGUAGUAAAUUUCAAGUCAUUGAUUUGUGGAAGAAAGGGAUUGACCGUACUUUCCUGGAUAAAUUUUGUCCACCAAUUACUGUUUCGGAGUACUAUAAUUGUCGCUUCGAUUGCGCAUCAAUAUACUUAUUGGAAGUUCAGCUACUUCCUAAUGGAUCGAUGCCUUUGGAAUUUAGGCCAAUGCCAGGACUUAUCAAUUGUUCUCAGUACCGUCGUCUUAGUCAAGAACGUAAUGUACCGGUACGUGAUGAAACAACCGAUACUUCAAUAACCCGAGUUCGUAUGUUGAGAGAAAUUGAGUGGCAAAAGAUUGAACAUACAUUUUCGAAUUAUCCUAAAGGAAUUCGUUACGUAUUAUUUCAACACAGUGGAAAAGAUCAGCAAUUUUGGGCUGGACAUUAUGGUUCAAAAAUGGCUAAAGCUUCAGUUAUUGUAAAUUAUGUGAAUGAAAAACGAAGAUUUAUACCUUGA